This is a messenger RNA of Lucilia sericata (common green bottle fly), 1125 nucleotides long. RefSeq lists its product as uncharacterized. Bases 136 to 1125 code for a protein of 329 amino acids. Lineage: Eukaryota; Metazoa; Arthropoda; Insecta; Diptera; Calliphoridae. The transcript has 5 exons. The record is from RefSeq and is a predicted model, not a curated record.
CUCUAUUCGACAAAUAUUUAGACUUUAAACCAUUAAAUUUAAAUUCAGUUGCUUGAUUUUCAAACCACAGAACGGUCGGUCAACUGAGAAAAAUAAUUGUUUCGCAGACCAUAUUUUCUAUUGAACAAAUUGACGAUGUUUCUUAACAUUUUUAUUAAAGUCAUUAUAACAUUAUUAUUAUUAAUAAUAACAACGAUAUUUAAUAACUGUAAAUUAUUAAAUGCUUCAGAAUUGCACCACGUUUAUUGUAAUAAGGCUUUUAUUUUGGUAGAAUUGCCUUUGACAUCAAAUAAUUCUGAUCAUUUUCUUAAUACAAUUUAUUGGGAGAAUUUACAUUCGUAUGCGCCGAAAGAGUGUCAGCCAUUGUAUCGUGAACGUGAAAUCAUUUUGAAAGUUUUCUUUAAUGAUUUAAGCAAAUGUGGAUUUUCGAGAAGUGUUAACAAAUUGAGGGAUUCUGUUUCAUUCUAUCAAAAUCUUAUUAUACAUCGAAAUCAUACUUCGUUAUCGAAAAUAAACAUAAAAUGUUUAUACAAAAUUAAAAAAACAAGAACAACAAUAUUAAAACACAAAAUUGUGAAACGUGACGCCUUGCCUGAAGAUUUCCAAGAAGAUGUAGAUAUUGAAAUUCUUGAGACAGUAGAACAGAGAGCUCCUGAACCUCAAGUUCUAAUGGAAGUACGACAAAAUGAUCAAUUAAUUGAUGGUAUGGUAACUGUCAUACCCGGUACUCCUCUUGUAAUGGAAAUUAAACUUGAUGAAGCUAGUAAUGAUAUUUAUGGUUUGAAUGUCAACUAUUUGCAAGUAACAGAUAUGGCGGAAAUGUCUGAGACCAUAUUAUUUAAGGGCUGCACAGUGGAUCCUUAUCUUUUUGAAAACUUUAAUCUUACGGAUCAGAAGUCUUUAAAAUCUAAAUUUCGAGCUUUUAAAUUUCCCAAUACAGCAUUUGUACAAUUUCGUGCAAAUGUGAAAAUUUGCUUACAAAAGUGUGCUCAACCUCAAUGUAUAGGCAGCAACUCCAAACAGUCUCGUAAAAGACGUAAUCUAAAUGAUCGAGAAAACCACGUCUAUGAGAUUUUAGCUAGAUUUGUUAUAAAACUAAAUGAAACCUAUCAAAGCAAUGAAUGA